AUGGCCAUCUCGCUACUGGCGACGCUCGCCGUCAUUGGAAUAAAAGCCCUCGGGACGGAUGCUGACGACGCACUCCUCUUGCCGCUUCGCGCGCAUGCCUCGUUCCCUUUCAACUCACCCGACAGGCCCAUAGUGCACUUUCCGCUCGCCCCCGUCCACAAUUGCACCGCACUGUUGCUAAGCGACGACCGCCUUUACGUGGGUGCACAGGACGCCGUGCUCUCAUUGGACGUGACCGAAGGUGACGACAUCACGCUGAGGAGCAAUGUAACCUGGCAACCGUCGGAGUCGGAUGUGGCUGAGUGCGAAAGAAAAGGGAAAAACGCCACGGCCGACUGUGGAAACUUCGUGGCGGUGUUGCAGCUCCUGAACGCCUCGCACCUGUACGCCUGCGGUAGUUUCGCUUUCAACCCGCAUGACUCCUUCUUGGACGCCGACACCCUGGCCAUGACCUCCCCGCAGGUCAGCAGAGGUCGCUGCCCCUUCAACCCGUUCCAGAGAAGCGCCGCCCUGGCUGCCGACGGCGAGCUGUUCACCGCCACCACAAAGGACUUUUGGGGGAACAGUCCGCUCAUUGCGCGCCAUUUCAGCAAAGACGGACACCCGGACGUCACCCAGGAGUCAUCACCUUUUCUGCUGGAAGAGCCGAACUUUGUGGGCACUGCGCUGGAUGCCGUCCAAAGAAAAGUCUUCUUCUUCUUCAGCGAGGUGGCCAAGGAGUUUAACGUCCAGGAGGAGAUGCGUGUGGCACGUGUGGUUAGCGUUUGCCAGGACGACGUGGGCGGUUCCCAGAUCCUCCAGAAGAAGUGGACAUCACUAGUGAAAACAACUCUGAGCUGCCUGUCGCCCUUCAACGUCCUGAUAGACGUCUUCACCCUGCCACCAAUUGAGGGCGAAGACCCCACCGGCACGCUCUUCUAUGCCAUUUUUGUCUCGCAGUGGUCUUUUCGGCCCGAGUCAGUGGUUUGCUCAUUCAGGUUGGCGUCCAUCAGGGAAGUGUUUGCCGGGCCCUACAGAACUUUCGACGCCAAAACGGACCAGUGGAACCCCUUGCUGACCAGGAGACCCUUUGGUCAGUGCGAUCUGGACUCCGCGUCGCACGACAAAUUAGAGGAAGUGAAACGGACUUUCCUGACGGGCGGACGCGUGGCUCCAGACCAGGGAGGUCCCCUGUUGGUCUCCGCCCACCAACGCUACAGUCGGAUGGCGGUCAUGAGAGUACGGGGAUCUGACAAGCGAAGCUACCAGGUUCUUUUCCUUCUCACAGAAAAUGGACUCCUGCACAAAGUGUUUCUUUCCGCGCGGGGUCCGCGGCUUAUCGAGGAGAUUAAGGUGUUGGAGCGCGGCGAACGCGUUACGGCCUUCGUGCUGUCGGCCUCUAAGGGCAUGAUGUUCGUCGGCUCCUGGAGCGCGGUCACUGCCGUCCCCGUGGCUCGGUGCUCUGCCUAUACAACGUGCGGGCGUUGCCUAAUAUCCAGAGACCCUUUUUGCGGGUGGAGUCAAAGCGGGAAGCGGUGUGUUCAGUUGGAACAUCAAAAACCCCAAGACACGGAAGAGGAAGAACAAACGUUUCAACUUCUGGAGGGUGGUGAUGUGCUGAAGGUAUGCGGUGGAGAAGGCAGAUCACCUUUUGUCAAAAAAGUGGUAGCGAGCGCCAACGAAGUCGUCAAGCUUGCCUGCUACAAACCUUGGGAGUCAUCGACGUUGACGUGGACUUGCUCUCGAUUCCCCGUUCUUCCAAGGAAUCUCUUCAUUCAAUCGGAUGAUGGCAGCCUGACCUUCAUAGCCAGUGAAAACACUUCGGGCGAGUACCGCUGUAAGGCAGAGGAAAACGGUUACACGGAAGCGGUGGCUAGCUACGACGUCAUCCCGGCGAGCGGACCGCGUUCCAUGCGACCCGGAGCGCAGGUUGACGAGCCCAUCUGGGUGGAGCCCUCUUCUCCGCCGGGGGCGCAUUGUGAAAGGCGGGGAUACCACGGCGCUUUGGUGGGCUUGGCUGUCUGCGCCUGUUUCCUGUUAGCGGCGGUUAGCAUGGUAUGUAUUGGAAGAAAGCUCAAGGCUCGCCACGUGAGUCCGUUCUACGCUAAGGUUGAUAAACAGAAGGGGGGAGUUCCGGAAAUGGGGGUGGAGCUAAGGCAAGAACCUGAAAAGCAACACCUGACUGACACACCAGCUUAG
This is a messenger RNA of Nerophis lumbriciformis (worm pipefish), 2178 nucleotides long. The record is from RefSeq and is a predicted model, not a curated record. NCBI's taxonomy places the organism in Eukaryota, Metazoa, Chordata, Actinopteri, Syngnathiformes, Syngnathidae.